This is a messenger RNA of Acipenser ruthenus (sterlet), 1945 nucleotides long. RefSeq names its product claudin-15-like. Gene Ontology annotation, biological process: cell adhesion; bicellular tight junction assembly. Gene Ontology annotation, molecular function: structural molecule activity. The transcript has 5 exons. The record is from RefSeq and is a predicted model, not a curated record. Gene Ontology annotation, cellular component: plasma membrane; bicellular tight junction. Bases 218 to 988 code for a protein of 256 amino acids. Lineage: Eukaryota; Metazoa; Chordata; Actinopteri; Acipenseriformes; Acipenseridae.
CGGCAGACAGUACCGUUGGCAAAGCUCAGAAAACAACACGCACCGUAUCUGACUGAACCAAAAUUAAUCCCAGGGCGUCUCAUUUCAAUAAAACAAACGAACCAAAAAAAAUAGCGAUUUUGGCAAACCCCCUUGGGCUCCCGCUCUUUGCCAUUUAAAUAUCGGGGAACCGUUUUUUGAUCUUCAUAAUAAACAGGAUUUUUUGGCUGCUGUCACCAUGGAUUCCGCCGUGGAAGUGGUGGCUUUUAUUCUGGGGUUCAUCGCGUGGAUAAUGCUGGGCGUUUGUAUCCCUUACGGCUACUGGAAGGUGUCCACCGUGGACGGCAGUGUCAUCACCACGUCCACGAUCUACGAGAAUCUGUGGAUGUCGUGCGCCUCGGACGCCACCGGCCUCCACAACUGCAGGGAGUUCCCGUCGCUGCUCGCCUUGUCCGGUUACUUGCAGGCGAGCCGCGCGUUGAUGAUCACGGCGCUGGUCGCCGGGACGCUGGGUAACGUGGCGGCCAUGGUGGGGCUGAAAUGCACCAAAGUGGGCGGGGACAACUACGUCUUCAAAGGAAGGGUCGCGGGAGUGGGCGGGGUCUGCUACCUUGUGGAAGGUCUGUGCGCAAUGGUCGCCAUCUCCUGGUACGCCUUUAACAUCACCAGGGAAUUUUUCGACCCUUUAUAUCCCGGAACAAAGUAUGAGAUCGGACCUGCACUCUAUAUCGGGUGGUGUGCUGGCACCAUGGCUCUGAUCGGGGGGUGCUGUCUGUGCUGCUCCUGCAAACAGGGAACUGCCGACAAGCAGUCUGCGUAUUACCUCGCUCCGAGAGGAACGAUCAUGUCUGCUACACAGCAUCCCGGACCGGGAAAUACCCCUCUGAGGCGGGAGGGACCAACUACGGGAGAAACGCCUACGUGUGAGACCCUGAGGAGAGCGGCCCCCUACCCCCCCCCCCCCCCCCAUCCUCCCCCGCCCCUCCCCAGCUCUGCGCUCAGUCACUGAGCUCUCCUCCAGCUCUGACCCCUCUCCUGCUGGCACGGCUCAGCCUGACCCAAUAACUCCAUGACUCUUACCUGUUGUGCACCUGCAUGUGUUAUCUCGAGGUCUCCAACCUGGUGAAACGCAUCUGAAGUGUUUUUUUUUUUUGUGUGGUUUUGUGUUACGCGAUUUGUUUUUAAGCAGUGCAGAAAUGAAAGAAUCAAGGAGCACGUUUUGUUUUGAAAUUGUUAUUUAAGAUUAAGGCCGUCUCUCUAGAAUAGAAUUUAAAUCACGGUGCUUAGCCUUAUAAAAGUUCCCCACAGUAAAAGCAUUGCACAGAGAAAGCAUGGUAAAGCAUAGGGAAGCAUUGUAAAGCACAGAGAGGUGUGGUAAAGCAUAGGGAAGCAUUGUAAAGCACAGAGAGGUCUGGUAAAGCAUAGGGAAGCAUUGUAAAGCACAGAGAGGUCUGGUAAAGCAUAGGGAAGCAUUGUAAAGCACAGAGAGGUGUGGUAAAGCAUAGGGAAGCAUUGUAAAGCACAGAGAGGUCUGGUAAAGCAUAGGGAAGCAUUGUAAAGCACAGAGAGGUCUGGUAAAGCAUAGGAAGCAUUGUAAAGCACAGAGAGGUGUGUAAAGCAUAGGGAAGCAUUGUAAAGCACAGAGAGGUCUGGUAAAGCAUAGGGAAGCAUUGUAAAGCACAGAGAGGUCUGGUAAAGCAUAGGGAAGCAUUGUAAAGCACAGAGAGGUCUGGUAAAGCAUAGGGAAGCAUUGUAAAGCACAGAGAGGUCUGGUAAAGCAUAGGGAAGCAUUGUAAAGUACAGAGAGGUGUGGUAAAGCACAGGGAAGCAUUGUAAAGCACAGAGAGGUGUGGUAAAGCAUAGGGAAGCAUUGUAAAGCACAGAGAGGUGUGGUAAAGCAUAGGGGAGCAUUGUAUAUAUUGUUAAAAUUGCUAGAAAGGUAACAUUGAAAAAGAGAGGAGAAAGA